UGCUACCCGCUCCCCACCUGUCACUGGAUGUCAAGGAUGCUGCCAGCUUCACAACAACAGGUUCCUAGCAACCAGUGACAAGAUGUUAAUAUAGGUUUAGGGGCGGACUGACAACUCAUGGGGCCCCCGGGCAAUAGGGGAUCAUGGGGCCCCUGUGUCCUUGCCCAAACUCCAAAAAAGCCUAUGAAAAAGGUACCAGGGGCAUCUCAUGGGGCCCCCUACUGACCCCGGGCCCUCGGGCAGUGCCAGAGUUUCCAAAUGGUCAGUCCACCCCU
Messenger RNA from Staurois parvus, 275 nucleotides. The record is from the annotation of a GenBank genome assembly. Lineage: Eukaryota; Metazoa; Chordata; Amphibia; Anura; Ranidae.